AUGGGGCGACGGCCGGCUGCGUCGAGGCGUCUCGCGGCGGCGGUGGCGGUGGCCGUGCGGCAGGGCGAGGGGCGAGGGCGCCACCACCACCGGCACGCGUACGCGGCGAUGAUGUACAUGGGGACGCCGCGGGACUACGAGUUCUACGUGGCGGUGCGCGUGAUGAUGCGCUCCUUGUCCAGGGUCGGCGCCGACGCCGACCGCGUCCUCAUCGCCUCCUCGGACGUGCCCCGCGACUGGGUCCGCGCAAUGAGGGAGGAGGAUGGCAUGAGGGUGGUGGUUGUCGAGAACCUGAAGAAUCCUUACGAGGGCAACCUUGGAGGAAUGAACAGGAGGUUUAAGCUGACAUUGAACAAGCUCUACGCAUGGAGCUUGGUCGACUAUGAGCGUGUCGUCAUGAUCGACUCCGACAACAUCUUCCUCCAGAACACCGAUGAGCUCUUCCAGUGCGGCCAGUUUUGUGCUGUUUUCAUCAAUCCAUGCUACUUCCACACUGGCCUUUUCGUGCUCCAGCCUUCUAUGGAUGUGUUUAAUGGCAUGCUUCAUGACCUGGAGAUUGGCCGUGACAACUCUGACGGUGCAGACCAAGGCUUCCUAGUCGGCUGCUACCCAGACUUGUUGGACAAACCAUUGUUCCACCCUCCUGAAAAUGGCACCAAACUCAACGGAACAUAUCGCCUUCCUCUCGGCUAUCAGAUGGACGCAUCAUACUACUAUCUUAAACUCCAUUGGCAUGUUCCAUGCGGUCCUAACAGCGUGAUCACAUUCCCUAGUGCCCCUUGGUUUAAACCUUGGUACUGGUGGUCCUGGCCAAUCUUGCCACUGGGCCUUUCCUGGCACAAGCAACGCUGGGAUGAUCUUGGUUAUGCUGCUGAAAUUCCGGUGGUCCUCAUGGAGCUGCUAAUGUACAUAACGAUCAUAGCCGUCACCAGAUUGGCAAGACCACAGAUGACAAAACUGUGCUAUAAUCGGCGACCUGAGAAACAAGGUGCCCUGCUGCAGUGGCUAAUCAAGCUGGCCGGGAUUGUGGCCAUGGUGGCUGCAUAUGCGAUCCCAUUCUUUGUAAUCCCAUGCACAGUUCAUCCAAUCAUGGGUUGGUCCAUGUACCUCUUUGGCGUCCUCGCCUUCUCAACGGUCGUGAUCAAUGCAUUCCUGCUCCCACCGCUUGCCGUGCUCACUGCAUGGCUUGGGAUUGUUGGAAUGCUCUUUGUCAUGGCAUUCCCAUGGUACCAUGACGGCAUCGCGAGGAUUCUGGUGGUCGUCGCCUAUGCGUUUUGCUCUGCACCAUUCCUGUGGGCAUCCAUCGUGAGGGUGAUGGACUCAUUGCAAACAAUGCUUGAGAGGGAUCCGCACUUCCCCCGGCUCGGUGAUCCAGCACCUGAGACUGAAUUUAGCAAACUGUACUGA
Messenger RNA from Triticum turgidum subsp. durum (durum wheat), 1407 nucleotides. NCBI's taxonomy places the organism in Eukaryota, Viridiplantae, Streptophyta, Magnoliopsida, Poales, Poaceae. The record is from the annotation of a GenBank genome assembly.